Molecule: messenger RNA, 3828 nt
Organism: Leptopilina boulardi
Lineage: Eukaryota; Metazoa; Arthropoda; Insecta; Hymenoptera; Figitidae
Product: protein PFC0760c-like
Exons: 3
Coding region: 1-3828 (1275 amino acids)
Source: RefSeq, a predicted model, not a curated record
AUGAAUUACUCGUUUAUUCUAUUUUUUAUUGUUAAUUAUUUGCUGAUUCUUUCAUAUUGUAAAAAUGAAAUUGCUGAUACGAUAAAGGAAUCAGUAUGUCCUUGUUCAAUGCAAUUAACGGAAUUAUUGAAUGAUAUGAAUAUAACAAAAUCAUAUGAGAAAUUAAUGGAAUUACAAUUAUUGAAACAUAGAACAAAAGAACAAGAAAAUGAAUUUUUAAAAUUAUUAAAUCAAGUAUUGCCGUCAAUAAUGAAAUUAUUAAAUGAAAAUGAUCGAAAAAAAAUGAUUAAAAAUACGAAAAAAUUGUUUAAUAAUAUGAAAAAUACGCAAUAUAAAUGUGCAAAUUUAGAAGAAGGAGAAAAACAGAAAUUAGAAUAUUCUACUUUAAUUUCAAUAUUGGAAAAAGCAAAUAGUAAAAAAAAUUUAUUACCAUUAAUUGGUGAGCAACUACAAUUAUUAUUAUCAUCGGCUGAUAAUGUAGAAAAUGUAAAAGAAAAAUUAAAUGCCUUGCUACUAUUAUUAGGGGAAUAUUUGACUACUAUUGAUUUGGAAAAAUGCUCGUUAUAUGACGAGGCAAAAGAAAACGAUGAUUCGUCAAAUUCAAAAAAAAGAAAUAAAGGAAAAAAUAAAAAACCCAAACAAACAACGAAGAAAGGAAUGAAUAAACCUUUACAGAAUAAUGAUCCUUUAGCAAAUUUUACGACAACUGAAAAACCGAUUUUAACAACAAAAAUAAUUGAAUCCACAACGGAAUCUGUCGAUAAAUAUGAUGAUGAUGAUGAUGAUGAAGAAAAUGAUGAUCCUCAUGCUGAGAAAGGAAAAAAUAAUCUUUUAAAGAAAGAUGAUCCUGCUGCAAAUGCAAGAAUUGUUCCUAUUGCAAAUGGAGGAAAUGGUCCUCAUUUAAAUGGAGGAAAUUAUCGUAAUGCAAAUGGUGGAAAUGUUCCCAUGGCAAAUAGAGUAAAUGAUCCCAUUGCAAAUGGAGGAAAUGGUUCUCAUUUAAAUGAGGGAAAUUAUCGUAAUGCAAAUGGAGUAAAUGAUUAUGACCAUAAUCCUUAUAAUGCAAUAGUGCCAUUGAAUAGCCCACCAGAGAAAGGAAUGAAUAAACCUUUACAGAAUGAUGAUCUUUUAGCAAAUUUUUCGACAACUGAAAAACUGAUUAUAACAACAAAAAUAAUUGAAUCCACAACGGAAUCUGUCGAUGAAUAUGAUGAUGAUGAUGAUGAUGGUGAAUAUGGAUAUGAUGAUAAAGAUGAAAAAAAUGAUUAUCCUUAUGCUAUAACAGAGAAUGGAAAAAAUAUUCUUUUAAAGAAUGAUGAUCAUGCUGCAAAUGCAGGAAUUGUUCCUAUUGCAAAUGGAGGAAAUGGUCCUCAUUUAAAUGGAGGAAAUUAUCGUAAUGCAAAUGGUGGAAAUGUUCCCAUGGCAAAUAGAGUAAAUGAUUCCAUUGCAAAUGGAGGAAAUGUUCCCAUGGCAAAUGGAGUAAAUGAUCGUAUUGCAAAUGGAGGAAAUGGUCCUCAUUUAAAUGGGGGAAAUUAUCGUAAUGCAAAUGGAGUAAAUGAUUAUGACCAUAAACCUUAUAAUGCAAUAGUGCCAUUGAAUAGCCCACCAGAGAAAGGAAUGAAUAAACCUUUACAGAAUGAUGAUCUUUUAGCAAAUUUUUCGACAACUGAAAAACUGAUUUUAACAACAAAAAUAAUUGAAUCCACAACGGAAUCUGACGAUGAAUUUGAUUAUGGUGAUGAUAAAGAAAAUCAUGAUCCUCAUGCUGAGAAUGGAAAAAAUAAUCUUUUAAAGAAAGAUGAUCCUGCUGCAAAUGCAGGAAUUGUUCCUAUUGCAAAUUUUUCGACAACAAUGACAACAAUAAUUGAAUCCACAACGGAAUCUGUCGAUGAAUAUGAUGAUGAUGAUGAUGAUGGUGAAUAUGGAUAUGAUGAUGAUGAUGAAGAAAAUCAUGAUCCUCAUGCUGAGAAUGGAAAAAAUAUUCUUUUACAGAAAGAUGAUCCUGCUGCAUAUGCAGGAAUUGUUCCUAUUGCAAAUGGAGGAAAUGGUCCUCAUUUAAAUGGAGGAAAUUAUCGUAAUGCAAAUGGAGUAAAUGAUUAUGACCAUAAACCUUAUAAUGCAAUAGUGCCAUUGAAUAGCCCACCAGAGAAAGGAAUGAAUAAACCUUUACAGAAUGAUGAUCUUUUAGCAAAUUUUUCGACAACUGAAAAACUGAUUUUAACAACAAAAAUAAUUGAAUCCACAACGGAAUCUGACGAUGAAUUUGAUUAUGGUGAUGAUAAAGAAAAUCAUGAUCCUCAUGCUGAGAAUGGAAAAAAUAAUCUUUUAAAGAAAGAUGAUCCUGCUGCAAAUGCAGGAAUUGUUCCUAUUGCAAAUUUUUCGACAACAAUGACAACAAUAAUUGAAUCCACAACGGAAUCUGUCGAUGAAUAUGAUGAUGAUGAUGAUGAUGGUGAAUAUGGAUAUGAUGAUAAAGAUGAAAAAAAUGAUUAUCCUUAUGCUAUAACAGAGAAUGGAAAAAAUAUUCUUUUAAAGAAUGAUGAUCAUGCUGCAAAUGCAGGAAUUGUUCCUAUUGCAAAUGGAGGAAAUGGUCCUCAUUUAAAUGGAGGAAAUUAUCGUAAUGCAAAUGGUGGAAAUGUUUCCAUGGCAAAUAGAGUAAAUGAUCCCAUUGCAAAUGGAGGAAAUGGUCCUGAUUUAAAUGGGGGAAAUUAUCGUAAUGCAAGUGGAGUAAAUGAUUAUGACCAUAAACCUUAUAAUGCAAUAGUGCCAUUGAAUAGCCCACCAGAGAAAGGAAUGAAUAAACCUUUACAGAAUGAUGAUCUUUUAGCAAAUUUUUCGACAACUGAAAAACUGAUUUUAACAACAAAAAUAAUUGAAUCCACAACGGAAUCUGACGAUGAAUAUGAUGAUGAAGAUGAAGAAAAUGAUUAUCCUUAUGCUAUAACAGAGAAGGGAAUAAAUAUUCAUUUACACAAUGAUGAUCCUUUACCAAAUUUUUCGAGAACAAUAAUUAAAACUACAACGGAAGCUGACGAUGAAUAUGAUGAUGAAGAUGAAGAAAAUGAUUAUCCUUAUGCUAUAACAGAGAAGGGAAUAAAUAUUCAUUUACACAAUGAUGAUCCUUUACCAAAUUUUUCGAGAACAAUAAUUAAAACUACAACGGAAGCUGAGGAUGAAUAUUAUGAUGAAGAUGAAGAUGAUGAUGAUGAUGAAGAAAAUGAUGAUCCUCAUGCUGAGAAUGGAAAAAAUAUUCUUUUACAGAAAGAUGAUCCUGCUGCAAAUGCAGGAAUUGUUCCUAUUGCAAAUGGAGGAAAUGGUCCUCAUUUAAAUGGAGAAAAUUAUCGUAAUGCAAAUGGUGGAAAUUAUCAUAAUGCAAAUGGUGGAAAUGUUCCCAUGGCAAAUGGAGUAAAUGAUCCUAUUGCAAAUGGAGGAAAUGGUCAUCAUUUAAAUGGAGGAAAUUAUCGUAAUGCAAGUGGAGUAAAUGAUCCUAUUGCAAAUGGAGGAAAUGGUCAUCAUUUAAAUGGAGGAAAUUAUCGUAAUGCAAAUGGCGGAAAUGCUCCUGUAGGAAAAGUUUCUGUAGGAUCUGAUAAUGCAAAGGAAAAGGAAAAAAAGUGUUAUUCUGUUAUCAUUGAGAAUGACUCUGAUGAAUCAUCAGCAUUAUCCUCUUCAUAUGAUGAUGAUGAUGAUGAUGAUGAUAGUGAUAAUGAUAGUUAUGAUGAUAGUGAUAAUGAUAGUAAUGAUGACAGUGAUAAUGAUAGUUAUACUGAUCAUGAUUCUGAUAAUAAGAAUGGAGACAUUUGUUCUGGUUACAAGUAUUACUAUUGGAUGUAA